This is a messenger RNA of Physella acuta, 1381 nucleotides long. RefSeq names its product BPI fold-containing family B member 4-like. The record is from RefSeq and is a predicted model, not a curated record. NCBI's taxonomy places the organism in Eukaryota, Metazoa, Mollusca, Gastropoda, Physidae.
GUCUGCCAUCUCCAACUGUAUUUAUAGUCAGAGAAUUCUUGCAGGUCUAUAUCUGGUCUCCUGGCUCCAUAGCACGUUCAUAUCUGUUGUCUAAGGUUUGGUAACCCGUCAAGAUGCGCCUUGUACUGAUUCCACUUCUGGUGCUGGUGGCCACUGUGAGAGCAGAGACCGAUGUCAACGAUGAGGCGGUGGAGCUGAACCGUCGUCUUUUGGAUCAAUUAUUGGGUGGAUUAUUGGGUGGCGGUAGUGGCGGAGGUCUUCUGGGUGGAUUAUUGGGCGGCGAAGGAGGUCUUCUGGGUGGAUUAUUGGGCGGCGAAGGAGGUCUUCUGGGUGGAUUAUUGGGCGGUGGUAAUAAAACAAGUCUUCUCGGUGGAUUAUUAGGCGGAGACGGAGGUCUUCUUGGUGGAGUAUUGGGAGAGAAAGGUCUGUUAGGCAGCCUGUUAGGUCCAAAUGGUCCCGUUGGAGGUAUUUUAAAUAGUUUGGUUGGACCUUUAGUGGAUCAGCUGUUGGGACCAAAGGGGCUGUUGGCUGGGCUUGGGUUGAACAAAGGGCUUGUGGGAAAUCUCGUCAAAACCCUGUCCCAAACACUCGGUCUGGACGUGGGCGAGAUCCUGGAAAUCGUCGGGAAAAUCCUGUGCUUGAUUAAAAAACUCGGCCUGGGUGUCGUCAUUCAGCUGGUCAAGAUCCUACAGCUGGACGUCCUGUUGUCCCUGAACAAUUUCCUCUGUAACGCCAACGGCUCCCGUCUGUUUGAUCUCAACGUCGUCGUCAACGGAACGGCGCAGAUUGGCGGCAUCGACUGUCUCUUGAACACAGUGACCAGCGUUGUAGGCUUGGACUACCUGCUCCCCUCUGUCAAAAGUAUCCUUGGUACUGGGCUGAACGAGAAGUGCAAGACGCCCGCUGGGAACUCCCUCAUCAAGGGGGUCUUCGAUCUCUUAGGCAAUGUCCUCAACCCGGAACUAGUGAAGAGAGUUGUCGUUCUACUCAACGCUGUCGAUUUAACUGACCUGACGGUAUCUGUUCCUAAAAUUCUAAAAGCUCUCGAAUGUCUGUUAGAAUACUUCGGCGUCGGUCUAAAAUUAGAUUUCCUUUUGAACCUCCUUAAUGUUGUUGGUCUCAAGGCCGUCAUCGGCGCCGAAGUCCAGUUUCUGCAACUCUACUAAUGCUGGUCUGAAAAGCCGAUGCUCUUCUGAAUUUAAACGCCACGUUUGGACUUGACGUGGUCGGGGCUUUGGUCAAGAGCCUGGGGAUUAGCCCACUUCUGGAGAUUAUCACCAAGAUUACCAACGAGCUCGGGCAAAUCACGGUGCAAGUGUUGCAGGCGGUCUUGUGUCUGAUCAACAGCCUCGGUCUGAACUUUGUCCUUGACCUGUUCAAC